GACCUCGACGCCAACAACCACAACCCACACACAGCGGUCAUCAAUCAACAUGUCUCCUUGGGAAGUCCGUGUCUCGACCUCGCGCGGCAUGCCGUAUUUCUACAACACCCAGACGCAGCAGUCGCUCUGGGAUCGCCCACCGGAGCUCACAGAGGAGCAAAUAAUGAACCUGCCUGGUGCGAGCGAGCAUCUCGGUGGGAGCGAUUGCCCCGCCCAGGUGCGCGCGAGCCAUCUGCUUGUGAAGCACAGCGGGAGCAGGCGUCCAUCCAGUUGGAAAGAGCCGAACAUCACGCGCUCGAAAGAAGAGGCUAUCACCAUCCUGCGAGGGUACGAGUCGCAGAUCAACGGCUCUCCGAGCUCGUUCUCCGAGCUCGCGUCCGUACACUCUGACUGCUCUUCGCACUCAUCCGGAGGCGACCUCGGCUGGUUCCGCCCCGGACAGAUGCAGAAGCCGUUCGAGGACGCGACGUACGCGCUCAAGGUCGGCGAGAUUAGCGAUGUCAUCAGCACGGAGAGCGGCGUGCACUUGAUUCUGCGCACUGGUUGA
Messenger RNA from Heterobasidion irregulare TC 32-1, 547 nucleotides. RefSeq lists its product as uncharacterized. Gene Ontology annotation, cellular component: nucleus; cytosol. The coding region runs from base 50 to 547 and encodes 165 amino acids. Gene Ontology annotation, molecular function: protein binding; peptidyl-prolyl cis-trans isomerase activity. The record is from RefSeq and is a predicted model, not a curated record. Lineage: Eukaryota; Fungi; Basidiomycota; Agaricomycetes; Russulales; Bondarzewiaceae. The transcript has 3 exons.